UCCUCUAUGAUUCCGUAGUAUUGGAUUCCAUAGAGACGGGCAAGCAUAUUUUUUGUUGUUGCCAGAUAGCUAACAAGCUAUACCUCAUAGAAGAAGCGAACCAAUCUAACACCCAAGAUAAGGAUCCAGAAGACUUCCUUGUUUGAUUGAGUGCCACAACACGAACAAACGAUGUCCUUUAGAGACUUACGAAAUUUCACAGAAAUGAUGCGGGCUCUGGGCUAUCCUCGCUUGAUAUCCAUGGAGAACUUCAGGACCCCCAACUUUACCCUGGUGGCAGAAAUUCUCAUUUGGCUUGUGAAAAGAUAUGAACCGCAAAUGGAUAUACCGAGUGACGUGGACACGGAGACAGACAGGAUUUUCUUCAUAAAGGCAGUGGCCCAAUUUAUGGCAACAAAGGCUCACAUCAAGGUGAACACAAAGCGUCUGUACCAGGCUGAUGGCUACGCUGUGAAAGAGAUGUUGAAGAUCACCUCAGUGCUGUACAGUGCCAUGAAGACCAAGGAGAUGGCCUCAGGGGACAAAGUGGAGGAGGACAAUAGCAAAUUCAAGUUUGACUUAGGUUCCAAGAUUGCAGACCUGAAGGCAGCGAGACAGCUGGCCUCGGAGAUCACGUCUAAAGGAGCGUCGCUUUACGACCUGCUGGGGAAGGAGGUGGACCUGAGGGAGAUGAGAACUGCUGCCAUCUCCAGACCCUUGGAGAUCAAUGAGACAGAGAAGGCCCUCAGAGCAGCCAUCAAGGAAGUUUUGGAAAGCGUGGAUAAAACCAAAGACAUGCUGAACAACGUGUCCUCAGAUGAGACCAGCCUGGAAUCCAAAAUGGAGAAGAAGAAACAGGAGCUGGAGAGGAAUCAGAAGAGACUCCAGACUCUACAGAGUGUACGGCCAGCAUUCAUGGAUGAGUAUGAAAAGAUUGAGGAGGACCUGCAGAAGCAGUACGAGACCUACGUGGAGAAGUUCCGUAACCUGAGCUUCCUGGAGCAGCAGCUGGAGGACUACCAUAGACUGGAGCAGGAUAGGUUUGAGGAGACUGAGAACACCCUUAGGAUGAUGCAGCACAAACUGAGGGAGGAGGAGAGGAGGCUGAUGAGGAGUGGAGCCAAAGACGAGGACUCCGAUAUGGACAUCCCUGAGGACGAGGGUUCAGACAGUGAUAUGGAGGAUCGCAGACCCUCUAAACCCCGUCCCACCAGAAAUGGCCCUAUGACAGGGAGAGGCGGAGCGCGGCUCGUCGGCAACAUGCAGGGUGGAGACAGCGAGGAGGUCAGUAAAGGGACAGAGGACAGCGAAAUAGACGUGGACGAGGAUGAUGAUGACGAUGAGGAAGGUGAGGAGGAGAAUGAGGACCUGGAGGACGACAACGACAGUCUAGAUGUCCCGGCGCCCAAGCCAUCCCGUCCCUCCAGGGGACCCUUGAGGCCCCAGCUAUUAGAGGAGAGCGAUAACGACUUUUAAGCUGACACACACACACAUCCACCCACACUGUAUUACAGCUCGUGAGCACUGAGGACAAACAAAACACUUUAUUCCAUAUAACCUAAUAAUGUAAUCAUAUAAUAAACACUCUGUCCAAUCUGA
Oncorhynchus kisutch (coho salmon) is the source of this 1578-nucleotide messenger RNA. It is a transcript of the gene ift38, whose product is annotated as clusterin associated protein 1. Gene Ontology annotation, biological process: cilium assembly. NCBI's taxonomy places the organism in Eukaryota, Metazoa, Chordata, Actinopteri, Salmoniformes, Salmonidae. Gene Ontology annotation, cellular component: cilium; microtubule organizing center; intraciliary transport particle B. The transcript is spliced from 13 exons. The coding region runs from base 172 to 1455 and encodes 427 amino acids. The record is from RefSeq and is a predicted model, not a curated record.